Molecule: messenger RNA, 6396 nt
Organism: Sitodiplosis mosellana (orange wheat blossom midge)
Lineage: Eukaryota; Metazoa; Arthropoda; Insecta; Diptera; Cecidomyiidae
Gene: ana1
Exons: 5
Coding region: 811-5823 (1670 amino acids)
Source: RefSeq, a predicted model, not a curated record
AACAAACGCCACCAAUUAAAUGUCAAACAUGACAGUUUGCCCGUUCGGUACGGUUGGUCGGUCGAUUGUCGGCAUCUGGGCAUAUGUUGCGCUGUAUGAAUGCACAAUUCCUUGCUGAUAUCACCAACCAGUCACUGACUUUGACGUCGAUUCAUGUGCUUUGCAUGCCAUCACUGUGCCACAAAGGAGUGAUUCCAUUUAUCAACAUUUCAAAAUUGAUAAAUUCCACUCGGUCGUUUGAUAUUUUAAACGAUAUGAGCGAAACACUUAUCGAAAUUCGAUGAUAAUAGUUUGAUUUCAUUUGCUAUUCACGGCGAAAUGGUCAGCUUUGAUAUUAUUGAAAAUAUUUUUCUUUCACCUAAUAAUCAUUGAGAUUUUCAUGCAAUGACCACUUUGUUUCAUAUUUUUUCCAUGUUUCAUUUAUUUUCAUCGAAUUUACCUACCCAUUUGUAAUCAUAUUCAAUUUUCAUGGCCAACUAAAUCACCACUCGAAUGUCUAAUGUGAACCGCACCAUAGUUCAACGCUGCACAGUUGGUCAAACUGUCAACUGCCAAGCGCGCUAUGACAUAUGUUGUACAUAAAACAUUCAGUCUACUACUAACGAAAUUUCGGAGCAUUCGCUUGUUUGUGUUGCUCUCACUUUUAUUCACUGUUUUUGUUUUCUAUGUCUGUUGUUUUCAAAAUUAUUUUUGUAGUUGUGUAAAAUUCUUUGUUUGAAAAUAUGUUUUGAAAUUAAGAGAGAAAAAACCAUUGGAAAUUAUUGGAAAAAUUUGUUUUUUUUUUGUUAUUUAAAUUGAACGUAUUUUGUAAUGUCGAGCAUAACAAAGCAUCAGUAUGAUUUCACAAACGGUAAGUGCGCAAAUAAGGAGAAUGUAUCGACUAACGGCAAACGAAGUGAAGUGAAAAAAUCAUCAAGUGGCAUUGACAGCAACUUCGAUUGGGCCGAGAAACAGGCAAUUAGCCAACAGAGAAAGUUGCGCUUGAUACAGGUGCGACAACAAUCCAAGGAAAUUGCAGCACAAGUGCGUGAAAAUGUUCGAAAAGAGGAGCAACGUCAAAUUGAACUAUUAAAUCGUGUUAAAGAAGAUGAAGUGUUAAAAUGGCGUCAAAAACAAUUGGGAAUCAUUGAACAAGACUAUCAAACGCGUCUGGCACAAAUUGGUGAAGCACAUUUGAAUGCAGCACGUGAAAAUGAUAGGCAACAACAAUUCGAAGAACAAAAAGAGAAAAACCGACGACUUGCAUUAAAACGCGGUAAAAUUGCGGCACAGAAACUGAAAGAGGAGCAAAAUAUGAAGCCAACAAAACAAACGAACAAAGUGAAAGAGAAGCAAGUGGUGACGGUUUCGAAAAAGGUUGAGAGUUCACCCGAGACAAGUAGCGAUUCGUCGACUUCAUCGUCUUCUUCAAGUGAUAGUUCGACUGCUUCGGUCAUUUUGGUUGAAGAUAAAAAGAAACCGCAGGUUAAGAAUAAAAUUCCGGCAGUAUCUAAAUCCGUGAUUUCUCCGAAGAAGAAGACUUCAUCGACGAUGGUUAAGCCAACGGAAUAUAAUCCAUCGCGCUAUGCUUCGGCCAAUAAUAGCACAGCCACCGAUUUCUCGCUCACUGACAGUCCAAUGAGCGAUCCACCGCCAUUGAUUACAAAGGUAUCAGAUUUACUAGGCCGACGACCAGCCAUCAAAUCAACCACUUCACUUCGGUCAAGUCCACACAUUGCUAAAACAUACAAAUUAGACAAGAGCCCGGUUUCAACGCGAAGCGUAACGAGAAAAACACCGCAGAAAUCACCAAUGAACGCAAUAUCAUCGCGGCUAUCGCGAGUUAUUAAAACUCCAUCGAAAACUAGUGGUAAAUCACCAAUGAAAGUGCUACCGGAGAGAAAACAUUUUGUUCCCGAAUUUGUCAGGGGCAGCACUUCGACGGCAACAACACAACGACCAUCAAAGGUUCAAUUCUAUGAUCAUGCCAAUAAAUACACUAGGCAAUAUGAUGGAAACAUCGAUUUAAUCGAGAAAGUACAGAAGGUUACACCACUCAGCGCAUGGGAUGAAGCCAGACGAAAGAUUGAACUCGAUGAGGUCAAACGAACUGAACUGUUGAACAUGAAGAAAUUGGCUGAAAAUCGCUCAAAAGUAGCAUUGGAAAAGGAGAAAAUCCGAAGAGAUUAUGAACUAAUGUCGACACAAUUGAGUGAAAUUUUGAAGAACAAUGAAUUAGCUAACAGUUUUGUACAGACCAAUGAAAUGCUUUCGGAGUCACGACUCAAGCGAUUAGCCGAAGAGAAGCAACAAUUGAUGAAUGAAGAAUUUCGUAGUGUUUUAAAAAAACCGACCGUAAUCACAUGUCCAAAGGUUAAUCCAAAGGGUGUCAGAGCUUCCUCUCAGCAGCGAUCAGAUUCGGAUGAUUUAAAUGUCGCCGAAGCUAAGUCUAAAGCCAGAUCGAAUGGUACUAAACCGAAACAAUUGCAAAAGGAAGAUGUGUCAUCUGAUAGCACCAACUCAUUUUUGUUGGAUUAUGUCACCGAACGCUCGAAUAACAUCACUGACGAUAUAAAUCGUUGUCGAAACAAUAACAAUGACAAAGGUUCGAAUCAAACGAAAAUUAAGGCUCUACAUGAAUUACUCAACCAAGUCAAUUCAUUCCGCCGACUUUUGUGCGAAGAAAUCCAACAGAACAAUGGUGAUAUAAGCCGCAUUGACACCAGCCAAUUCAUGACCGAAAUCGAUAAAGUAGAAGAGAAGCAACAAGAAAUUAUGAAUGAAAAAUCUGUUGAAAAGACAUCGGUUAAAAAACAGUCGAUGCCGGAUCGAGAAGGUGAACAAGAUCGCGAACGAGAACGCGAACGAGAACAAGAGCUGAAGGAACGUGAACGUCUUUUGAAAAUCAAAGAGUCGUGCAUCGACGAAAAAGCCCGUCAGCUGUACUUAAGAGAGAAAAAGAUCGUAGAACAGAAAAAUCAGCCGAUUAAAUCGGCCCUAAAAUCGACUAAGGAUAAAAAUGCCGUUGCUGUUGUAACCGCCAAUGGAACAGAGUCCCGAGACGAUAUACCAGUGCGAAUUGUGAUCAAUGUGAAUAAAAAUGAACAACGUAGAGAAAAAUCCACGGAAGUUGUUGUGAACGACGUGAAAUGGGGUGAAAAAUUGAAAAAAUCUUCAAAAGAAAAUAUUCAAAUCGUCCCAGUGACGAAUGGAAAUGGCAAAAUAUACCCAAAAACUCCGGCCAAAUCAAAGGUCACUAAAACGGAACGGAAAGAGUUUGACAUUUUAUCAGAAUCAACAACACUCACUGCCUAUUUAAGCCCACCGGUACAAGUUGAAACGCAAUUAACAAAAGCAAUGCAACAUGGUGCCAUAUCAAAUGAUUUGAAUAAUCAAUCAUCGGGUGAGAACAAACCGGUUAGUGACACUGAACUCCUACACUAUGUAAUUCGAAUGUUAGGUAUGUCACGAACAUCGAUCGAGCAGUUGAAUAUGAGUUCAGUGAGCACGGUUCGAACUCCUAAUUCAUCGAUCAUCAAUGUGAGCAGCAAUCGACAAUUCAUAUCGAGUACGACCUCAACACCAAUUUCCCAUAUAUCUUCAGCUUCUGUCGAACAAUUGCAAUUGGUGGACAAGGCGAAACUUCAACAACUCGCCCGCUUUUUGGCGGAAAAUAACAAAUUAGCAACAAAAACGCGCAAAGACAGCAAAGAAAGUGGCGCAUCCAGUGGUGUCUGGGAUGAUAUUUUGUCGAAGAAAAACGAACCGAAUUCGAAAUCCGAAAAAACCGACAACGCGAAACCGAAACCAACGAAAGAAGCAUCGCUUAAAAAUGAUCCGGUACAAGAUCCAGACGAAAAGUUAUCAAGAGACGAUUUGAUUGCCAAAUAUGAUGAACUGGCAGCCAACUGCACUAAGCGCAUCAUCAAUUUGGACUCAAUGAUUUCGAAGGUUCGCGAAGAGAAGCAAAAAUUGUUGGAGAAUACACUUUCAUCGGCAAGCAGUUUGUUAACAGGACAAAAGGAAACCGGGCCCACGGAAUAUUUGGAUAUACCACAACCGGAACAGAAUCAAAAAGGACAACAAGUCAACGGCUCACCACUAUCCGAUAGUAAAGGUACAAAUGCACCCUCAUCCGAUUUCUCAUCAACAAGUGGAACGGCUGAUACUUCGAUGCCCAUUGAAAAUCGAGCGAGUCUUUUUGCAAGCAGAAACAAACCGCUCGGCGAAAGCAAAGACAGUGGCGUUGGCAACAGUAGACCAGUCACUUCGUCGGAUUAUCGCGAAAGUCCCGAUUUGAAGCAAACCACAAAGGCCGCCGAAUUGGAACGGAAUACGAAGCUACUGCAAAAUGCAUUGCGCGAAAGUCAGCAAAAGGCUGAUUUUGUGCCGUUUUUGAAAGACGUUCCGAAAUUCAAUUAUUCAUCGGAGCAAGAACAACAAAAAUCACUCGAACCAAUGCCAACGAAUAGCCGAGAUAAGAGUGUGAAACCACCGCCACCAGUUGCUAUGACGAGAUACAGUCCACAACUGGAGGACGAGUUACCACAUGAGCUAUCAACAAUAACUGAAGUCGACACACCAGUCACAUCCCGAUUGAAUGCAACCGAUAUGACGAAUGUGAUUGAAACAACGACGAAAAAUGGCUCCAUAAAACUGGCACCAGAUGACGAAGCACUCAAGCUCCUCUACAAAGCGUUUCCAAAUUUCAAGGAAUACAUCAAAGCAAAUCCUGACAUUUCUCAGCUGUCAUUGGCCAGUGUGAAUGAAUCCAUUGCUACUGGAACGAGUAGUGUGUUGACCGAUACAAAAUUAGUGAAAUUGCUUGAAGGUGUUCAAACCGAUGACUUUAACUACAGAACAUUCCAAGGUGACCGCCCAGAUCUGGAUAGCAUACAAUUGAAUGAAUCUGAAUUGGCGUUGAGCUAUAAAAAAUUCCCAACACAUUCCGAAUAUGCAAAAUCGGUUCCUGGUUUGCUGGAUAGUCAAAGCAUCGAACAAGUCGAUCUGUCCGAUGCAACUGAAACCUCGAACUCCAGCCUACCGGAUAUUGUCAAUGAACUAAAGAGCAGAAAAAUACUGGAGCAUUCAUUCGAAGAAGCAAAAGACAAAGGAGGAAACUUGGACGAUUUGCUUGUGAUUCAUAGCAAUCGAAAGACCUCUUCUCUGACAACGCUACCAAAUGACGAAGUGUUUUCGGAUGCACUCGAAAACGAAUUAAAUGACAUGGGUUUGGCUUGGGUUUCAGCAGAGCUAAAGAAAUCAAAAGCAGUCGGUGCAUCUACAUCACAAUCGUCAGAUUCUUCGAAUCAUGGUGAUAAAUCGCGUCAACCAUCAUCGCCGGUCAAACCGAAAGCGGCUAAGAGAACAUUCCAAAAGAUGAAUCAAAGCAAGGCCACCAAUGACAGUUUUGUUGAUAAAAAUUUAGUCGCAACACACACUGGGACAGUAGAACGCAACGCAACAACAUCACAGCCAACUGAUCCCGAAUCACUUGCAAAAUCGAUCAAACUCAAAGAUUUUCUUGCUCGUGAGCUGUUGAAGCAUAGCUCAAUAUCGUCGUCAUCCGAUUCGUCUAUGGUCAGCAUAUUUCUGAAAUCAUUUUUGGGCCCCACGUCGGGUUGCAUGCCAGAAACUCCACAGAAUCGCGGCGUCGAUAAGCAACGCACAUCAACUCCGGUUGAUCAUAGCAGCGACGGAAAAGAUUCAGGCUCACGAAAAGUUUAUCGCACAUCAAGCACCAUUCAAGAUUCGAAUAAAAAUCAAACCGAAUCGCCCACGUUUUUCUCAAACGAUAGUCAAAUAUCAUCGGUGCGCAUGAGUACAACUGACUCAACGUCCUAAGCUCACAGCGAUGAUCAGCAACAGUAUACUUAAUGAUUUUUUGGAUGAAUUUGCAUUUAGCAGGAUCUGAAUCGUACAAAAAGACACUUUUUUCUCUAAAUUAGAUUUGACAGCAUAUUGCUCAAUGAUACUUAAAACAGAUUUAUUACCACUUAGAUUUUUAGAACAAAUUUUAAGCCUUAACAGCAAAAUGCAUUUAAAUGGAAUCGAUUUGACUGAAUCACAUACGAAAUAAGAGAUUUUAUCGAAUACUAGAUCUGCACCCAACAGUAAUUAUCUUGUACUUAACAUGCUCAAUUUUAUACGCAUUUUUUUUAAACGAAAACAACGAAUUUCUGUGCCUUGCAUUCCGAAUACUCAACAAUACAACGAAUUUGCAUGAUGCAUGAUGCUUUUUAAAUCGUAUCAACAUUUUUUCAAUAGAAAACCAUACACAUAUUCAUUUCGAAAGCUAUAAUAAGAAAUUUAAUGCUUUUUAAGAAAAUUUUAUGAUUGUUAAACUUUGUUCAAUGUAAUAGUUAAAAAGGGCACCAUUAGGAUUAAAUAAAUUGCCAUGAUUAUGUUCACCUGAAA